UGUCUAAACGAUCCGAGCGAGUAGGCAAGAACAACCCGGCGUCCAGGCGGAGAGAGACUCAAGGGCGGCGCCGGGAGGCAGGGGAAGCGGCUGGCCAGGGGCGGAGUUGGCCCGCCCUCCCCGGGCGGAGAGAGCGCUAGGAAGGUGCCGCGCCGUCUUGCAAGCGGCCACUUUGAAAAAAAAAAAGAAAUGCCUCCGCCGUUUGGGCAGCCGAGGCGAGGGCGGUCGGCGAUCUCCCCAGCCUGCCGCCGCGACGCGCUAAGAUGAAAAACCUCGAUCCAAGCCUUUGCCCAUCCAUCCAUCUAUCCAUGCCCCGAUCCGGCUAGAAAUGUUGGCUUCCUGCCUCUUGGUGGCCCUGCUUUGCCCGGGCUUUUGGGGAACCGACCCGUGGGCGCGCAAACUAGCCGGGGAAGAGUCGGGAGGAGGAGGAGGAGGAGGAGGAGGAAGAAGAGGAGGCGUCGUCGGGGAGCCGUGGUGCCCUUACAAGGUGCUGAGCGAAAGCGGACCUGGCCGCCUUUGCUUCCGCAGCCCGGCGCUGGGUUUCCAAUGCGCUCCGGAGCGCUGCACGGCUCAUCGCUCGCCCGGACGCGCCUUGCUAGCCAACGUCCUCCGCAACGGCAGCGUCUUGCUGCAGUGGGCCUGGCCGGCCGAUCGCCUGCCUCCCUUGCGUGGCUUCGCCCUCUCCUGCUCGUGGGAAGGCGCCUACACGCGUUUCCAGUGCGACAGCGUGCGGCUGGGCACCGCCUGCCGGGAUUACAUGCUGGCCGACGCGCACGGCAGCGUCCGCUACCGCCUCUGCCUCCAGCCCCUCUUCGCCGACGCCAACCGGAGCGGAGCCGAGCCGGCCGACUGCGUGGAGUUCACCGUGGAGCCGGCCGGCAUGCGGGACAUCGUCAUCGCCAUGACGGCCGUCGGGGGCUCCAUCUGCGUCAUGCUGGUCCUCAUCUGCCUCCUCGUGGCGUAUCUCACCGAGAACCUCACGCCCUCCUCGGCUAAGCGGGGUAAUUGAGCCCCGUCGGAUCUGCAGGGAGGACCUUCCUUCGGCAACUUUGGGGCAGCCGGAUUUCAGCCCUCCUUCCGAGCUGGACCCGGACUACAAAUCCCGCAAGUCCCGGCCGGUGCUGAAAACGCGCAUGGAGAGGCUGAGGCAUUCUGGGAGCCGUAGUUUGGAGAGGGCUUACAGAUUGACAAGAGUUGGAAGGGUCAUCUAGUCGGACCCUCUUCCCUAGACCUGCCUACACCAUUUCUGACCAAUGGCGGUCCAGUUUCUUCUCUAAAAGCCUCCGGGGGGGAUGAACCUCCCACAACUUCAGGAGCUCCAAGAUGACUUUUUUUUUUCCUCCCCCUCCCGAAAUGAAGGGUUUCUUCCAUUGAGGAUUAAAUCCCGAGCCUGGGAAAGCUUGGAUCGGAUGGGAGACCACCAGGAGAUCGCAGGAGGGUAGGCUCCCGGAAGACGGCAACGGCAAACCGUUGCUUUGGUAGCGUGGCUCAAAAAAAAAAAAAAAAAAAAACCUUUGCCUGGGUGCGUCCGUCACUUUGAGCCGGGGAGUUGAGCUGAACUAAAUUUCAUAUUUGCCUUUUUUUUCUUUUUUCUUUUUUCUUUUGAGCGAUGAGAAAAUUCUAGACUGUCCUAGACUGAAGGGGACGACGAGGGCUGCUUUCUGACUUACAGCUGGCUCUUCGCCUGGUCCUCCGCAGUUACCUGGCGUUCGUCUGGGGUGGGGGCAUGACUUCUCUUGAAAGGUGUGCGGGAGUUGAUCUAGAGGUGAAGUGCCCUGAUGAUGGCGGGCCAAACUUUUCAGCUGAGGGUUGGAUUAUAAGCAAGUUUGGGAGAAUCCGUUGGGAAUAAGAGCAGUGUGCCAAAUUUCCUGUAGCGCGGUGCAAAUUUUCCGUGUGCGGAGAUUGCUGGGCUCGAACCCAGAAGCUGGUGUGUGCGCAGGGGAAAAAAAAAGCCUCUUCCUGAAACCGUCUUCAGACUGUCCCAGCCACGUGCAUUUGAAAAGCCUUCGUCGGAAUUUGAAUCAAUCCGGAACCUCCAUUUUGGAAUCUGGAUGUGGAUUUAUCCCGUGCCAGGGAAAGCUGAUCAUUCCUUGGGCUGCAGCUAUAUGUAGCAAUUUCCCCCGUUUCCUUGUGUUUCUCCAAUUAUCUUACCUUCAACCCUUCAGUAAACGCUCCACUUUCUCUCUAUCCCCCCCCUUUUUUUUAAUUAAGUUUCAGGCUGACUAGACAAAGAUACUGAAUUUCCUAGCUUCAACUCCGUUUCAGAGAGUAUAUAUAUAUAUCUCGUUCCGAGAGAUGAAUUUGAGAAAUUGAAAUGUUUUGACGGCUGGUUUAGAGAGGAUGAUGGGUGCUUAGAAACACGUGCUUAGAUGUUGCUGUUGCUGAUGAGAAUAACAUCCGUUUCUCCCUGGAUCAGUGCUCCGGAGAAAAAUGGUCAAAUUUGUGUUGAAAUAGUUUAAAUCCAUUCUCUUGAGGUGCCCACUGUGCAAUCCUAUGCAUGCCUACUCAGAAGUAAACUUCAUUAUUCAAUGAGUUUACUCCCAGGUAAGUUUAUAUUCGGUUGCAGUUGUGACCGUUCAGUUAAGUAUGCUUGGAUACCUAUUCAUGUGCUUGUGUGGGUGUGGAAUUGAAUAUACUGUGAAAUAUUAAUCAACGUGGAACAUAAAUACUGAGCAAAGUAGGCUUAUGGCAUAAAAGUGGCAAUUACAAGUCUGGUCAAUUUCAGCUGUAAUAAACAAAAGCAUUUAUUAACUUAUAUCCCAGUUUUUCUACCAUCAGGGACCCCAGAUGACUAACAGGAAAAAAAGAGAAGAAAAUAUAAGCAAUUAAAAACCUGUGAAAAUAACAUUAACAUUCCUCUUUGGCUUUAAUCUGAGCAGUUUUAAUAUUAUUCCCUUAUUGACAGUCCUGACUAAUACCCUAAGUGUGUUAUGCAGAUCCAACCUAAUGUGUUUUAUUUAAUAAUUUAUGGUUAAGCAGUUUUGUGAAUCCAGAAUUCUAGCUGUAGCUUUGAUUUUCAGCUGGGGAUAGCUUUUAGGACAUUUUUAUAAAAUCGCAGACCAGCUGCUAGCUCUUCCAAAUAAAUAUAAAUAUAUAUAUAAAAUGAGAAAUUGUUACCGUGAAAGAAGAAAAUCAACUUUGUAACGAAUGACAAAGUGGGUUUCCGGAUGAAGAUGUCAACAUUUCACCACCGUAGGCAGUUUCUUGCUUUGACUUCCAUUACGCCCCCUCCGUGUUGACAUCCGAGUGCAAAACUGAAAAGAAAUAAAAUUAAAAUCAGGACCAACCCAAGACAUUCUACUGCCAGAAGCAAAGGGACGAAUAGUAGGAGUGAUGUUUGGUUUGUGUGUGUAUAUGUGUUUUUUAAAAACACUGAUUCAUUCUAUAGCCUUUUUAUUCUGUCUCCAGAUAAAAGGCUGACAGCAUGAUUACUAUUUUUAAAAAUGCAGUUUCUACCAGUUAGUUUUACAAUCUAAAACAACCCGGAAGAAAAACAAGAUGAGCAGGGGAGUGGGGGGAAAAUAAAAAUGUCAAGUUAAAUGUUAGAAGUGCCGGAUGGAACUACUAAUUUUUCAGUUGGCUGCUAGGCAGGAUGUUUAAGGGCUCUGAAAAACUGAGAUUAUGCCACAGCUUUGAAUUCUAAGAAGUAAAUUCUACAACACUUGUGUCAGAUUGUCCUUCUCUGCUCUACCCCACUUGCUUCUGUGAUAGCUCCAAUGUAACCAAGCUAUGUUAAUCAUAAUUCUGUGCCUUCAGGCUGAAUAUUGUCCCCUGCUCUUCCCAGUUAUUGUUCUACAGGAUUAACCAAACACCUCCAUUACUGUAAUCGCUUUCACUAGGCGAGUUUGUGCACUUUUAGAUUUGAUGUCCACUGAUUCUUUCCCCUUGGGUUCCCAGUGGAAACUAAGGCACCCCAACAAAUGUGUUGAGUUAUUUGUUUUUAUUAUGGUUGCUGCUAAUUGUUUUUUUAAAAAAUAAAUGCUUUUGAGGAGCAAGGUUUUUCUUUGUCACCGUGCAACACGAAAGAAUGGGUUGAGAGCUUUGUAAAGGAAAGAAGUUCACUGCCUCCCAGGCUUUUCCAUCAAGAAACAAAUAAAAGUGGAUUAAAAACA
This is a messenger RNA of Pantherophis guttatus, 4112 nucleotides long. RefSeq names its product fibronectin type III domain containing 10 (gene FNDC10). The record is from RefSeq and is a predicted model, not a curated record. Lineage: Eukaryota; Metazoa; Chordata; Lepidosauria; Squamata; Colubridae.